This is a messenger RNA of Daldinia caldariorum, 538 nucleotides long. RefSeq lists its product as uncharacterized. The transcript has a single exon. NCBI's taxonomy places the organism in Eukaryota, Fungi, Ascomycota, Sordariomycetes, Xylariales, Hypoxylaceae. The record is from RefSeq and is a predicted model, not a curated record. The coding region runs from base 128 to 418 and encodes 96 amino acids.
GUUGCAUGUUCUCCACUCUGGUCAGAUUCGGAAAGUGGAUCUGUACCUGCAUUUAGUUCAUUUAUCUCAGCGGCUUACUAUUGGUCAAUUCUUCAAGAAAUUUCAAUAAGCUCGGGGGUACCGGCCAAUGGUAGAGACGGUACGGAUCCGUAGAUUACGCUACUAUGCCAGGUACCUACACCCGCCCAAUGCACCCCCGUUCUCCUGUUUUUUUUUUUUCUUCUUCCUCCUCUCUUACAACCCUCGUCCGCCCCGUCUGACCGUCUCCGCUCUCUCUCCUUCUCCUUUGCUGGAGUUGGUCGUUUCUCCGUCUUUUCGCUCAUCACGGGCCAAGUCACUCCUUAUUUCGCUACCUCUUCGCUCGUUCUUUGGUUUUCUUGUUUAUUGUCGGUCGUUAUCGUGGAGAUUCAUCUCCUAGUCACUCUUUUGAAGUAUAUACAAACUCUCGUUUUAAGACGUACGAAGUCUUGGGAUAUUCAUCGCAAAAUCCAUUCUUUUGUGCGCACCUCGCAACCAAACUAAAGGACCUAACGAUCGA